Messenger RNA from Prorocentrum cordatum, 703 nucleotides. Lineage: Eukaryota; Dinophyceae; Prorocentrales; Prorocentraceae. The record is from the annotation of a GenBank genome assembly.
GGAUGAGAGCGAAGUUCAUAAAAGGUGACAAAUUCGUGGCCCGCUGGAGAUCUGACAGCCGCCGUGUCUGGCUGGCUUGACGUUUGAAGUGGGAAGCGGUUUGCCGCCCUGACGAGAAACCACACCACAGUCUGCCUUUCUUCUCGCACACGCGAGAAAGGUUCAACGCUUCAUGCGGCAAUUUCGUGCAUGCAUCUUUUUUCUACGAAUCGCGUGGCAACUGUAUCACAUCAUGCAUAGCGUUUGAUCAGGGCACAUCGAAAUUGUCUGCGUGAAGUUGGAUGCAGCUGUUGCUGGGUGCAGCUGUUGGAGAGUAUCCCCUGCGAUGGGAGUUCCACGCGGCGUGCAGGUAACACCUGUGGAUCCAAGGGCGAGUAGGUCCAGUAGGCUGGUUGCGGUAUCUGCCCCGGCGGCGGAAGUGGCGGCCGCCGAUCGAGCUCAAGUAGGCGACAUGUUUGAACAUGAUUGUCGCUCACUCCUGCCGCCGGAGGCGCGCAGAAUUUUCACCCCAUGCUUGUCGGGGCUCAAUCCCCGAGCAAUGUUCGAGGCCAGCGUCAUCAAAGCAAUCGUGGUAAGCCAUUGCGGCAUCGCCACGAACAGCGAGCGCCCCAGCGGCAGGGCAGUGAGAAAGACGAGCCCGCCGCAUCCAGAGUCCAAGACGGUCCAGAUGUCUUGAGGCUGCUCAACGAUGUACGGAGGGAGG